Acanthopagrus latus (yellowfin seabream) is the source of this 7470-nucleotide messenger RNA. RefSeq names its product EMILIN-1-like. The record is from RefSeq and is a predicted model, not a curated record. Gene Ontology annotation, molecular function: protein binding. The transcript has 15 exons. Lineage: Eukaryota; Metazoa; Chordata; Actinopteri; Spariformes; Sparidae. Bases 936 to 4418 code for a protein of 1160 amino acids.
CGAGGCAUAAAAACUCCGCUAGCUUAACUGGAUUUCUAUUGACAAGUUAACACAACUCACUACUGUCAUGCAGCAGCUCCCUGGUGUAGGGAAGUCCAGAUGUGACGAUUACUGAGUACAGUACAGUUCCGCAUUUCAAGGAUGAAAAUGUAUGAUUACUCCAUGGAAAUGCAAUCAAACUUCAUAUGCGUCUUACCUGCCAGUUUAUAACAGUUAUCAUCGAGAGUGGGCAGGGAAAAGAACGGAAUUGAGCAUUUCUAACUGCACUCGGUAAGCAUCACAUCAUUUUUUGAUUCAUCCCUAGAAUCACAUUACUGAUGAAGAGUGUUUUACACUACGGAGUUCAGAUUUACAAACAGAAAACUGCAAAAAAUUAAAUGAGGCUUAAUACUGAUCAUGUUUCCUCCUCAGAGUCACGAUGAUGAUUCAGAGAAUGAACAAAUCAUUUCAUGAGUUUAAAACUAUUCAUCCAUUCUGCUGCAGGUGUGGCCGCAGAGCCGCACGUGUCCUGUUGCUCCUCCAGGAGGGGCGGGAUCAGUUGGUGAUGAAGAGGUGGGGCGGUGAUGAAGAGGAGGAGCAGCUGCUCUUAGUUCAGUCUGUCGCAACGUUUUCUACUUUUCUUCUUUGUUUCACAUGAAAAGUUGUUUUGGACCGACUGUGACCGGAUCAAACGGGAUAAAAAGCGGACUGAACCUGGAUUAAAGACCCCGACCCGGAGCGGGACCCAGAGCGGGACCCAGAGCGGUACCCGGAGCGGGACCCGACCCGGAGCGGUUCACAGGAGUGUGUUUGGAUCAAGACCCAGAUCAUGGGUCUGGAGGACGGACGGAGUUAGAGGAAAAUUUUCCUUUUGUCUCCAUGGAGACGGGUGUUUUUGCCGCCAGUUGAGCCCUCUGUGAUCGAUCCGCUGUAUUGAUCGUGUAUUAAUCAGCGGGAUGGCCGCGCUCCUCCUGCUGCUGCUCGCGCUCUCGACCUGCGGACACGCCAAGAGCGCGUUCCCGCUGCGAUCAUCCUACAGCUUGUAUGCCGGCGGCCAUGCGCACGGUGCUCGCGCAGCUAGCAGACACAGGAACUGGUGUGCGUUCGUCAUCACUAAGACAGUGAGUUGUGUGGUGGAGGACGGAGUGGAGACCUACGUGAAGCCUGAUUAUCAUCCCUGCAGCUGGGGGAGUGGACAGUGCAGCAGGGUGGUGGUCUAUCGGACCUAUAUGAGGCCACGCUACAAAGUGGCCUACAAGAUGGUGACAGAGAUGGAGUGGAAGUGUUGCCAAGGUUAUAGUGGAGAUGACUGCAACCACGGUCCAGUUGGAGAAGGAGGACCUCAGAUAUCAACCAACAGACUGGGACCAGGUGGUGGAAGUCUGGGUGGAGGAGGAGGUGGUCAGCAAGGAGGAGGAAGACAGGGUGGUGGAGGUUUUGGAGGAGGCAUUUCUGGAUCUGGACAGAGUGGAGGGCACGGUGGACAAACUGAGAAUGAGAAAAUGAGGCAGAUGGAGGAAAAGAUCCAGACUUUGACCAAGAACCUUCAGGACCUCCAGUCCACCAUCAACACCAUGAAAGAACAGAGCCAGCAGGAGGUCAACAGACCAGUAGGAGAAGGAGGAGGAGGAAGAAGAAACCCUGCUGAUGCAGCUCAGCCGGAGAUUAAAGAGACAAUUCACAGCAUUCAAACCAAACUGGACCAGUUAGACAACCGUACACAGGCUCACGAUAAAACUCUGGUCAGCAUCAACAAUCACCUGGUGAACGGGAAAGGUAAUGACCUGGAUGGAGGUCUGUCUGGAGGAGGAAUGAGUGGAGGAAGGCUGAACUCGCUGAAGGAGGAGAUCCUGAGGGAGUUGGAGACAAGGGUAUCACUGUCCUGCUCCUCAUGUCAGGAUGGUGUGGAAGAUCUGCGCAGGCAGCAACAGGAGGGCCUAGAGAGGAUUCGAGCUCUGGAGAAACAGCUGAAUGCCCUGGAAGUUCGGUAUCGGCAAGGUCUGGAUGGGUUGCGACGGGAUGUAGUGCGUUCACAAGGAUGUUGCGACACUGUCAGUGACCUCAAAAACCGCAUGACUGAUGCUGAGCGCAAGAUCAGCUCAACCUCAGAGGACUUUGAUGUUCUGCAGAACCGCCUGGACAAGGAGCUAAGUGGAGGAGGAGAUGGCAGCAGCAACAAUGAAAAUGGUGGCGUCAGGGGAGGAGGAGGUGGUUUUGGUGCUGGAGGUGGACUCGGGGGAGGUGGACAAGGGGGAGGUGGACAAGGCGGGGGUGGGAGGGUUGUUGUGCUGACAGAGGACAGACUGGAUAAUCGGCUGAAAGAUGUGGAGCGGCGCAUCAACAGUACUGUGCAGAGGACUGAGCAGAGCUGCUCGUACCUGGAGAAUGACCUGAAGGACUACUUCCACAGAGGAUUGGCCGACCUCAGGGCCGUGUUUCUGGACCGGUUUGAUGACCAGACCUUCAGGAUCGCAGAUGUGGAGCUGGAUGUGGGGAUGGUGAAGGACAGGGUCAGCAAUCAUGACAAGAGGCUAUCGAAGAUGGAAAACAACACCUCCCUCCUAAACAGGAGGUUGGAGGACUGUAGCUGUUCAGCAUCUGCUGGAGGAGGAGGAGGAGCGUCACCAUCUCCUGUUGACCGGGGAGAUGGAGGCGGAAGGUGGGGAGGAGAAGGUCGACCAACAGAAGAAGGAACUUCAGGAGGAGGUUCACGGGGAGGAUCACCAGGGAUGGGAGGAGAAAACACAGAGAAAUCACUGGAGUGGAGAGUGGUCGCAAACGAAGAUCAGAUUCGACACUUCAACACUCAACUCAAAGACCUGUCAGUGUCUGGAGACUCUCUGAACAACAAGGUUGUGAACCUGAGUCAUGACGUCCGUAAGAUCAAGGCUCUGACGGGGGACCAUGGCGAGCACUUCAACCGGAUUGUGACAGAGGUUGAGGUACUUGGGCAGGACUGUGUGUUGUGUGGGAAGGUGGAGGACGAGCUGCAGAGGCUGAAGAAUCAAUCCCAGGAUGCACUAGGACGAAUAAACAAACUCCAGAUCAGACUGGAGUCAGGAAGUGAAGGUUGCUCCGGCAUCUGUUCACACCUGGAGGAGGAAGUACACCUUCUGCGAGAAGACGUCAGGAGGUGCACCGGCCAAUGUAAGACCAGCCCGGAUGCAGCCACAGGUGGUGGUUCUGGAAACACUGGUGGUACUGGUGGACGCCGACCUGUGUUGGAUGCUGAGAAGCCUUUAGAUGGCCACAGUGUGAUCGGAGGCUCCAUCAAUAACAACCAACUGAAGACGCUGCAGGGCGAACUGUCAGAGGUCAUCCUCACCUUCAGCUCCAUCAAUGACACCCUGAAGGGACUUGAACACACAGUGCAGAAGCACGGCAGCGUCAUCACCGACCUUGGAAACACCAAAGAUAAGAUAAUCUCCGAACUAGACAAAAUCCAGCAAGAGGUAACGGAGCACAUCGAGGACAGCCGUGACCGUCUCGAUGGGAUGGACCGCGACAUCCGGCGGUUUGAGAGCACGCUGCUUGUUGAGGUGGGAGACUGUAAGAGGUCUGGAGACGGGCUGGAGAAGAGACUGUCCAAGCUGGAGGGAGUCUGUGGGAGGCUGGACGGUGUCUCCGACUCCAUCCUGAAGAUCAAGGAUGGGCUGAACCGUCAUGUGUCCAGUUUGUGGACGUGUGUUUCUGGUCUGAAUGACUCGGUUGUCCAUCACGGAGGAAUCAUGGACUUCAUUCAGAACAACCAGGAAGACGUCUACAGCAGGAUGAAGAACCUGAACUCGACCCUUCUCCAGGUCCUCAAAGACUUCCAGAGUCUGUCUCAUCACGACCUGACUGGCACUGCGCUGCUCAAUAGAGGCCUGCCUGGACCCCCUGGACCUCGAGGAGAAAGAGGUUUCAAUGGGCUGCAGGGCCCCCGAGGACCUCCUGGUGAAAGUGGAGCUCGAGGUCUGCCCGGUCCCAAAGGUGAAACAGGUUUGCCUGGUGUUGAUGCUCAUGUGCCCAAGCUUUCCUUCUCUGCUGCCCUCACUGUUCCCAUGGAGCGAGCUGGAACAAUUGUCUUUGACAAGGUCUUUGUCAAUGAAGGAGACUUCUACGACCCGAGGACAGGCAUCUUCACUGCACCUGUAGAUGGACGUUACUUCUUCAGUGCCAUCCUGACGGGUCAUAGGAACGAAAAGAUAGAGGCGGUUCUCUCCAAGUCAAACUAUGGCAUGGCCCGGGUGGACUCUGGAGGAUACCAGCCCGAGGGCCUAGAGAACAACCCUGUGGCUGAGGCUAAAACCACUCCGGGAUCUCUGGCUGUCUUCAAUAUUAUCCUGCCGCUGCAGACUCGGGACACAGUCUGCAUCGAUUUAGUGAUGGGCAAACUUGCCCACUCUGUGGAGCCGCUCACCAUCUUCAACGGUAUGCUGUUGUAUGAGGAAAUGUGAUUGGUUCAGACUGAGUAGACUGAUGACAACUCACAGGAGGCUGCACCAUACAAUGUGAUUUCAUUUCCUGUUUCAGGAGUGAAUCUUUUAAAUGAACCUUCAUUCCUCAACAGAUCACUAAGGUGUCACGUUUUUUAAUCUAAAUAUUGUUUGUUGAGUGUGGACGACAGCCAGAUGAUCUGAUUUGGUCAAAUGAUCCAAGGACAGCUGUAGACCAGGAUCACUGAACUGAACUCUUCCCAGUGCCCCCUGCAGGCUGCAGAGACCAUCACAGCCACAAUAUGAACAAACUCCAUCCAUCACUUUUAGGGUGUAAACAUUUUGUCCUGAGGAGGGCGCUACAGGACAUAUCCUGGAUCAUCUGCUGGUCUGGACUCUUAUUGAUCAUCUGACCGGUUCAAGUUGAGUAAUGUGGUUUUCCACUUAGGUGUUGAAAGACAGAUGCGCAUCACUAUCCUUAAGCUCCACCCCUGGCAGGUCAGAUGUUGUCAUAGCAACAAGUGACAAUUGCUGUGUCUCAAUUCAGGGUCCGCAUCCUUUGGAGGAGCAUUUGAACGCCAAUUACAUCGCAAAAGCAGGCGAAGGGUCUCCCAAUUCGAAGGCUCCUCCAAAUGCAGCCCACAAAUGCUACUGCUUUACCCUCAUUUUGGAGGAAGCACGGCUACUAUCCCUCAUGGCCUCCCAUAUCCCAAUGUUCUUUGCGCACCCGAAAAUGAAGAAAGAAAGAGAGAAAAUGGCGACAUUGCGUGGCGUAGAUCAUCACUUUCCCGAGCCUGGGCGGCAGAAAUUGUGACGUAAGGGUAAAAUAUCUGGUAACGCAACCAGGAAAUACUUCAAAGGCUAGACCUUCCCAUUUAACAAAGGCUGACGAGGUUAACAAGGUCUCUGAAGGACUCGCCAUCGAAGACCGCAAAGGCCGGGUCCUUCAGAGGAUGCAGACACUGAAUUGAAACACGUGUAACCUUGAAAAUGCUAUUUUGCUCUGACGUUUUAUAAAAGCAACAUGUAUUUUGUGUUUUACGACUGAGAUGAGUUCACAUUGUGAAUGUUUCCUGUAAGCUGCACAUCUUGUUUUAUUGAUGUAUUUAAAGCGUUAUCACGUUUCACUUGGUGGACAAAUGCUAAAAGACAAGGCUGGAAGUACUCAACACUUCUUACUGUCAACAAAUCAAUAAACAUUCAUUGGUGGAUAAAUAUGCAUAUUGCUUACUAAAGGUCAUACAACACUGCAUUACAAGCAGAAUCCCAUAUCCUAAACUGUUCACUUGAGUGUUAUGUACUUUAAGUAUUAGAAGCACACUGGUAGUGCUCUAUGGGACUGAUGAAGAAAUCGGGCUUUGAUACACAUUCCAACAAAAACAGAAAUCCUCCCAAUCACACUUUCAGUUUCACAGUUAAGCAAAUACAGAGAGAUGAUGGAUACAGUGUCAUCUGGUAAUGCUGUUAGCUCUGAGGAGAAACUGCUUGAGAGGGAAUUAACCAUUUAGACAUGUGAUGACUUCCCAUCAGUCCGUCGUGAAACUUCACCAACUAAAGACAAACUGACUGAUUAAAGAGGGGACAGAUAUUUUUAGCAUUGACCAUUCAUUUCUUCUAAACUCAGAAAAGUAGUGAACAGAGUGGAUUUUAGCUAAAAGUGUCAUGUAAACCUGUUUUUAAGUUAUUUUACAUUUUCAGUAAAGACAAGUCAGUCCAACAGGUUGCAAAGCAAUUGUGUUGUGUACAUUUACUCAGUAUACUGACUGCCUCCAUAACAGAGGCUGGCCAUCUUGUAAAAACCGCAGUAACUGCAGUUGUGGUCUUUGGGUAAAAGAUAAAUAACACAAAUCAUCAACACAACCUCUCCCCCAUAAGAAAUGGCAAGUACAAAGAGGUGUGAUGGAAGGCCAACCCAGCAGCAAGAGUCCAUAAAUGAAGCCCUGAAGCUCACAGCUCUGUCAGAGAACCAUCCAUCAAGUUGGAAGGGAACAGAGGCUGGGUAACACUGCAAGGAUAUGGUAGGAGGAAAAAUAUUGCUGCACAGUAGCCAAUUAUCAUCACAGUGCAAACUUCUAGCGAUGAGUCCAGAGCAUGAAUAACACUCUGAGGCCCCAUUUUAAGGAUAUUUGCGUCCACACGGCGCCACAGAAAAUGACCUAAAACGCUGUAGUUCAUAUUCCAGGCCUAUAGGUGGCGCAUGACAUUCACCAAAAAUGGAGAAGACACAGAGCAUGCUCAGAAAGCUUUCGUUCUGUAUACAAACAGACAGUAAAGGAGAAACCAAACAUAAUAAUGAGAAGACAACAAUGGCGUGUACAGGGAGAGCGAGGCAGAGGAGCAUGAUGUUUUGCCCUAGUACACCUAAUAGGCUCAAUAUCUGCUCUAGUACGAGCACAAGCAUGUUGUCCGCCGCCAUUGUUGUUGCUGUUGUUGUGAGACGUCGUGGGGAUCAGAGGUUGGAGGCUAGAGGUCAUGGGGUGGGGCGAUGGCAUCAUCGUUUCGGAUACUAUGCGGAUUUGCCGUCCACAUGAAAACGCGAGAGCUGUGUUUUCAGAUUUCUCCACCCUGAGACCCGUUUUCAAAAAAGUGAGUUUUCAGGCACUGCGUUUUCACAAUCCGUGUGAACGGUUGGUCAAAACAAUACAAUACGUGUGUGUUUUUGCAAAAGAGCGUUUUCGCGUGGAUGGCCCCUGAGAUGAUUCACACCAACUGGCUGAAGAACAACCUCCAGUGACAAGUGAACCAGCUGCUUAUACCAGGGUCUCUGUGUCACUGAUCCAAGAGAAGUGCAGGUAAACCUUGGCUCAAUUGAGACUGCCAUCACUAUUAUGUUUACAGCACCUCAUCGAUUGUCGUCCAAUGUUUUGAAAAGAUUAUAUAAAUGAAUAACAGAAGUAGUGACUGAGUUAUGAUAUUGUCAUUGUCCAUGUCAUGUACUUUGAAUUAGAAUUCACGAUUUCCUUCCAGCAACACAAUCAAAGCCUAUUUAUUGAGAAUCUGAAGUCAUACUUGGUGAUUAUGUUACACAGAUAUUUAUCGACAGCAGAUGGAUGAUGUGAACAGUACAAAUAAA